Messenger RNA from Danaus chrysippus (African queen), 1014 nucleotides. Lineage: Eukaryota; Metazoa; Arthropoda; Insecta; Lepidoptera; Nymphalidae. The record is from the annotation of a GenBank genome assembly.
AUGGAUACUGAAAAUAGAGAAGAUACAGCAAAUUUAACAGAUAUGCCUCCAGCUGAGAGAACGUCGGAGAGUUCGAGCCUGGUGCCACCGAACAACUCCUCGAGACCCAGCUAUAUAAAUCUCGUCAGUAACAUUUUUGCUGUAAUAUCUACAGCGAUAAUUACGUACUGUUGUUUUAAAAAUGGUGUUUCGCUGUUUUCGUUUCAUCCUAUCCUUAUGACUGUCGGGUGGCUCAUUGUAAUGACGUCCGCAGUGAAUGCGAUCACUCCCGGCGAUCUGGCCACAGAAUGGAUGCCCAUAAGACUCCGGAGCGCCCAUCAUUUCCAAACACUCCAUGCUAAGUUCGGGCUGGCUUCUCUCGUUUUCAUGACUUUUACGAGCUUCGGAGGGCUCGGUGCUUUGUGCAGUUUGCAGCUCAAACAUUACCUGGCUCCGAUCUACACUAAACUGAUCCAUGCUUCUUUCGGCCUGCUCACAUUUUGUUUGGGAACCAUAACUAUAAUACUCGAAAAAUCUAUUUGUAAGAUGCCAAAUAUCAAACUACAGUCUUCGGAUAAUGAAAUUUUUGAUGUUGAUGUCGAAAUAGCAAAAUGUUCUGUCACCAUAAAAACCAUGUUGGAAGAUCUCGGGAUGGAUGAUGAUGAAGAAGAAGUGGUGCCUCUACCCAACGUGAACUCCGCUAUCCUCAAGAAGGUGAUCCAGUGGGCCACUUACCACAAAGACGACCCUCCACUACCCGAAGACGACGAAAACAAAGAAAAACGCACCGAUGAUAUUUCAUCCUGGGAUGCAGACUUUCUCAAAGUUGAUCAGGGGACACUGUUCGAGUUAAUACUGGCAGCGAAUUACUUAGAUAUUAAGGGACUUCUGGAUGUCACGUGUAAAACUGUAGCUAAUAUGAUUAAGGGCAAGACUCCAGAAGAGAUUCGGAAGACAUUUAAUAUCAAGAACGAUUUCACAGCUGCCGAGGAGGAACAGGUCCGUAAGGAGAACGAAUGGUGCGAGGAGAAAUAA